Molecule: messenger RNA, 347 nt
Organism: Chrysemys picta bellii (western painted turtle)
Lineage: Eukaryota; Metazoa; Chordata; Testudines; Emydidae
Source: RefSeq, a predicted model, not a curated record
AGGGGGCGGAUCUGGCCCGGGAUGCCCACGUUCUUCUCCCACCUCAUUGCAGUGAACCUCACGCCCGGUUCUACGCUGCUCAGAUCGUCCUGACCUUUGAGUAUCUGCACUCGCUGGAUGUCAUCUACCGAGACCUGAAGCCAGAGAAUCUCCUGAUAGACCAGCAGGGCUAUGUCGAGGUGACGGAUUUUGGUUUUGCCAAGCGGGUGAAAGGCCGAACCUGGACUCUGUGUGGGACCCCGGAAUACCUUGCCCCUGAGAUCAUCCUCAGAAAGGGUUAUAACAAGGCUGUGGACUGGUGGGCCCUCGGCGUCCUCAUCUACGAGAUGGCAGCUGGUUACCCCCCA